AUGCAGUGUGAUCUACCACCUGUAGGCGACGGCGACGUAGACGACUGUGGAGAUGAUGAGGAUGAAGUAGAUGACAAUAACGAUGAUGUUGAUGUUGACGAUGACGAUGAGGUAGGUCGCCGAUGGUCGCAGCACAACGAGGACACGGGUACACUAGCGAGGCGGGUCGCCGUCGGCACCGCCCGCCUGCCACGCCCCAAUCAAAUCGGAAUCCCGGGGAUAGGAGAGAUGGAGACGAGUCCAUAA
Messenger RNA from Haemonchus placei, 246 nucleotides. Lineage: Eukaryota; Metazoa; Nematoda; Chromadorea; Rhabditida; Trichostrongylidae. The record is from the annotation of a GenBank genome assembly.